This is a messenger RNA of Achroia grisella, 7858 nucleotides long. RefSeq lists its product as uncharacterized. The transcript has 21 exons. The coding region runs from base 74 to 7720 and encodes 2548 amino acids. Gene Ontology annotation, molecular function: metal ion binding. Gene Ontology annotation, cellular component: COPII-coated ER to Golgi transport vesicle. NCBI's taxonomy places the organism in Eukaryota, Metazoa, Arthropoda, Insecta, Lepidoptera, Pyralidae. The record is from RefSeq and is a predicted model, not a curated record.
UUUGCCCCCUAAUAUUACUCCAAAUCCAUUUACCAGCAAGCAAAAUGAAAAGCAUAAAGGCACAGACACAGCGAUGUCGAGUUUGUCGAAAGCUUCGCAUAAAUCCGAAGAUGAUUUUGACGUAAACGAAUAUUUUGCAAGGUUACAAGGAACUAGAUAUGUGAGCGCUCCACUGAAUAGUCUUCGUAAAGAAGAUAAAAAUGCGAACUUAGAAGCUACUGAAGAGAAUUUAGAAGAGAUUAAUUUGAAUGAACCAGAGAAGCUUCAGAAUUCAGAAAUUCAGCAAAGCUUGACUGCUGAUAUAGCGCAGAAUUUUUCUCAACUACCAACAGUUUUGCCCCAAGUUGCCAGCGCUGUAUUUAGUUCCUUUUCCAAUAUGUUGAGCAUGAAAAGUAGGGAACAGACUCCUGAUGAAGUGAAAGUAAAUUCAGGGUACCAAGAGGUACAAUUCCAGAGGCCUGAAGAUAUUGGAGUCCCUUUAAUGGGUGUGGAGCAGCAAGUGAAAGAAGUAGCACCGCCUCCCAAGGAGCCCCCUCUUACUGGUACCUCAAAUUACCGCAUCACAACAAAGAAGAAGGCAUAUGCUCAAAUACCUGGAUUAAGUUCUGGCGAUAAUACUCAAAGUCUACCACUGCGUCCUCCCAUGGGUCAACCUAAUAUACCGCCAUUUUUUACAUCAACUAUACCUAAUAUACAAAGUAAUGAUGCAAAUCUGGACAAUAAUAGACGACUAACAAUUGAAGCUAAUACAAAUAUACAACAGGGAAUUAAUGUAUUUAAUCCUGUUCAUCCAGACUCUAAUAAUGAAGAAACCACCCUAUUUCAUCCAGUAGUAAAUUAUAAUGAACCAAAUUUAUAUGACAAUAUGGCUAAAGAGAAUAUUGGCGCUAUUGGACAACCGUCUAAUUCAGCGAUACAGUUUUAUGGCCAAGAUAGCCAAACAGCAGCUAUUGCUCAAGCAACUCCGCCAAUCAUUCCUCCUCCACCUAUGUUCUCUAGCGCACCGAAGAAAGAUAGUCAGAUUGUAGGAAAAUCAGUGUUGCCACCAUCGGUUGCAAGGCGCAUUUCUACAAGUCAUCCGAUAAUAAAACCUUCAAUAACACAAACUUCUGUUUUGGCAUCAAAUAUAUUUGUACCCCAUUUGAAUCCGACAGCGGUAGAUAAUUCGCAAAAUUCACUUAAUAUGGGAUUACAUAAUGAGGCUCAAAAUGCGGCGCCAACUGUAAUAACACCAAUGUUUGAUUCAGCAUCACAACCGGCUUUAAGUAAUAUAUCUGGUACUUCUGUAAUGACGCCUGAUACGACACAGAUACCUAAUGAGGCUAAAAAUAUAAGUCAUCAACAGUUGUCUACAGCUUUUUCGGUAUCAGGAUCUAAUAUACCAGUCGAUGAUUUUAUGCAAACAAAUAUUUCAAAUAUUGCUACAAUUGAUCAGCAAUCAAAUAUCCAGGCGACGUCUUCAAGUACUGCUGCAUUGUUUGAUAUACAAUCUUCUAAUAUACAGCCCGUACCAUCAAAUAUAUUUACUCCCAGUUAUUCUUACAAGGAUUCUGAACAGUCGUUUACUCCGACGACAACGUCUGCAUCAAUAAAUAUAUUUCAGACUAAUAUUCAGCCAGUAUUCGAACAGAAAAACUCAACUUCCACAAACACAAUUCCGUUUAACAAUCAAGGACAUAUGUUACAAUCACCCACUGUUGCCCAGAAUAUACCUCCAUCCAUUUUUAAUCCAAGUAUUUCGCAAUCUAUUAGAAGUGAUGGUUUGAUGCAAAGCAGUCAAGAAUAUACAAAUGUUGUUCAACCUCAAAUAGCUGAACCUCCAAAAUUACUUGCUGAACCUCCAAAAUCAACUGGAAAUGUGAGCUACCGAUUAACUAAGAAACGACCGCAAUAUUAUGCUGGACCUAUUGAAGGAAUUGGUUCCAUAAGUAACAACAUGAAACCACUUCUACCCACAGUAGAAUCAAGUAGUUUUCAAGGUGCUUUAUUUACACCUUCACAGCAAAACUUACCACCACUCGAACAAGAAAUUGUAGCACCUAAUAUUGAUGAAGCGACUGUGCCAUUAAUCAAUAAACAUGAAAACACUUCUUAUGCACAAUUUGAAUUGUCUAAAACUCCAGAAUAUCCGUUAACUAAUAUGCAAAGCGAUUAUAACACAGCAUUUGAUUUAAGUAGAUCAACUACGGAUAAAUACGAGCAGCCUCAACAGGAAACUAAAGGAUUUGGAAUUAUCGGUUCUUUAAAAUCCAAACUUAGUUCUAUAGAUAUAAAUAAGAUACAGAACACUGUGACAACGUUUUUCGAUCCUGGUUAUAAUGAUACUAAAAAUGAAGCAUUUAAUCGAGACAACAUGCCUCCUAGAGAUCAGUCUAAUACGCAACCUGCCUACAACAGUCAAGAAUUUGGUAUAUUCGUACCUAGUGAACAGCCUCAAAUUCCGGCACAAACUUAUGAUUACCAGAGCUAUCAAAAUCUAUACAAUUAUAAUCAAAACGCACAAUAUCCAAUGCAAGAUUCGAAUAAUUACUAUCAGAAUCAGGACCAGACCCAGUUACAUUCUGCAAACUAUUACACAAAUUUGAAUCAGGACCAUGUACCCAACUAUAAUACAGCCUCAUAUACGCCUACUCCUGUUAUUGCAACCGAUCAAAACAUAUUUCAUAAUCAACAAGUUAGUGAUAUAAAUCUUACAAAUGCCGGAGGUAUAAACACAGCUUCUAUUACCCUAGGUACAUCAAAAGAAAACAUCGAAUACGUACCAAACGUAUCUGUACCUGUUCAAGGAGCUGCUGGUGAUAAUAUAACUGCUAAUAUAAACAAAGAUGAAUUUAAUUUACCCAUUCCAGGCUUUUUUAAUUUUACGUCUCAAACACAGACAAUUCCUUUAAAUAAAACACCAGAUUUACAAGAAUCGUUCAAUAUAUCAUCAAUAUAUGACAACGUAAGCAAUAAUGUAAUAGAUACGACAACGCAUAUUGUAGAACAUAAAUCAGCAGUAACAGAAGAUUUCAUAACGAAUACACAUACUGAAACUUCAUUACAAGUAACUGCUCAAGUGAAGCAUGAAAAUAUUGUGCCUUCGGAAGCCAUUCAUAGUCUUCACUCUUCAAGUCAAAAUCAUGAAGAUAUAAAAACUGCAAAUACUGUCAUAGAAAGACCUCAUCAUGUCUCAGAAAAUCCUGAAACAAAAAAUUACUUCCUUUCAAAAGAAUCACUGUUAAUGUCUGCAAAGAAUCAUAUUCAAAUACCAGAAAAUACAUUUUCUAAGUUCUCAUUUGAUGUUGACAACAAAGAUACAAUUCUAUUUCAUAAUAACCAGGUAUUAAAUGACAAAAACCUAACUCGUCACGUUCAUAGCGAUUCAUCGAAACAAUAUAACUUGAAUAAUACUCCAGGUACAUCUUUAGAAAGCACAAAACUCGACUCCCUUAUGAAAAACGUAACUCUAAAUGAAAUACAGAAAAGCGAAUCUGAAGAAUCAGUUUACGCGAGGAAGGAUAGUGAAAAUAUCAUAUGUAAAGAAAAGAUUCUUGAUAACAAUCAGGAAAAUGAUAGUGUUUCCAAUUUUAACAUUUGCGAAACAUGCAGAGAGGUUAAUAAACCCGAGGAUAAAGAAGCGGAUGAUUUGACUACUCAAUUAAUAGAAAAUAUCAUAGCCCCUAUACAACUUCUGAACCCAGUAGAAGUUCCACUGACUGAAAGUAGUACACCUGUUGAUGAACGUAUUGAUUUUGAUACAGAACAAUGUGCAGAAAUAUCUCACAUAGCUGAAGAAACUAUUGAAACACAUCAAUUACAGUCAGCAACAAAACUUUUAGGUGACAAACCUCUGGAAAACAUUUCUACUAGGGGCUAUGGAUGGUGUACAGAAAACACUUUGGCCACCUCCAAAAAUUUCAUAGAUCACGAUUACUCUUUCCAAAUAGACACAAACUCAAUUGGUUUUUACGGUGGGAAUUCUUUAUUCUUUGAUAAUGUACCCAAUAAUGCUAGCGAUGAAAUUAAAGCUGAAUACAAAAACUCACAAGAGGAUAUACCUCUAGUGUUACCUAGACAAAUGAGUAUACCUUCAGCACCUGCUCCUGAUGAUGAUUCUAAAUCCGAUGAAACUGGCUUAGAUGUGCUUUCUAUAGAACAAGAUGCAAAUAUAGACUUUCCUCUUUUUGAAGAAUUUGUAAUAGAUCCUUCAGAAACUGAUGAUGAUAAAAUUGAGUAUAAGGAACGCGAAAGAAGUUCCGAAGACCCUAUUCCAGAAGUUGAUACAUUCACUAACCGAGUAGAGAAAUUUAAGAAAAUGGAAGAAACAGCAGUUGAAGGUCAUGAUGAUGCGUUUAAUAUAAAGAAGACACAAAGAGUUGAUGUCAUUACAACCAAUAAUCCUGCUAUUACUAUAGCAUCAUAUUUUGAUACAGGAAAUUAUGCUGUAGAAACUCAUUACAAAAAUUCCACCUCUUUUCCAUAUGUACGUUUUGGUUCACCUAACGAAGUUAUUCGUAUACCACCUGGCUUUGAGGAUGAAUUUAAAAGAAAAUUCAGUGGUAUGUCUAUAGAAGAGUUAUAUGGAAGUAAUAAGAAAGAACCGUAUGUUCCUGACACUUUUACUCAAACGCAACCAUCAAAUUCGCCAACAUACAGUACAGCGUCUAGGCCUUUAGGUGAAUUACUUAAGUCACAACAGAAAGAAUCAAGAAAAUCAUCUUCUACAUCAGAAAAAUUACCUCCCUUAGCCUCCAUUUUUGGUGAUAACAUUUUACAGAAACAAACAGAGCCUAAUCAACAAUUACCAACUACAAAUACUGAGAAGUCCCUAUUAACAUCAGAAAUAUCAUCAGCUAUGGUCUUUGCAGACAGCAAAAAAGAAGAUUUGCCAUUCGUGGAAUCAAAAAAAGAAGAAUAUAAUGCUAAGUUAGAUAAACCACUAUUCGGUAACACUUCUGUCACUGCUGAAAAUACUGGAACAUUACAUUUGUUUUCUGAAAAAUCUUCACCAAUUAUUGAAGAAAAGCAAUCACAAACACAGCCAUUGCCUGAUCCGAUAAACUUCUUUUCAUCUACUGAGAAAACUACUAGUAAGAAGCAAGAAGAAGAGAAUGAAAAUAAUUUUAAUAGAUUGGCAAGUUAUUUUACGGGAUCAACGAAUUCAGAUCCAGUAAAGUCUUUUUUUGAGUUAAGCCAAAGUCAAAAUCAUUACAGACACGCUUCAAGUAAAAAUAAACCAAAUACUGAAAAUAAUAAUUAUAAUCAACAGAAUAGUCAGUCUUCUUUAAAUCAAGAUAAUCUUUCAAACAUUCCACACGACCAGUCUUUAAGAAAUCUAAUGAAGGAUUUGACAAGUUUCCAAAACUUUAAAAAUGACCAAGUAGUUAGGACAGUAAAUUAUUUUACUGUGGAAUAUGAUAAUGUAAAUAUAAAUGAAAUUAAAAUAGGUGAACCAAACUAUAGUCAAAUUUUAGAUAAAGAGAUAGGUAAUAAAGUUUCAUCUACGGUAAAUAGUGACGAAAAUAAACUAGAGGAAAUGAGUAAUGUUCAACAUUGCCUUUCUAUUCUAACGCGUUGUAAAUAUUGCUGUAACAAUGUAACUUCUGUAUUGCACAAAAAUUAUUCAGAUAAAAAAGCCAUGGAUAGUGAAAAUACGGAAUCUAAACGAGAAAGUGGUAGUAAUAUGGAGCGGAACAAGGCCGGCGCUAGUCAAAAAGACGUUACAGUGACAUUCCAAAAUGAUAAUGAAGAGUCAAACGAAGAAGUCGGUGUUUUGACCGAGCAACGUCACGUUGCGGAGUAUAUCCCAGUUAAACAUCACUGGUUCUAUCGCGUGGAUCUGGAGAACAAGUCGAUGUGGAGGGGAUUUUCUGUAGUGGAUUCAAUGGCUUUGGAAGAAGCUUAUCAUAGCCCCACUUUGGAUGAGAACACGCUGGUGGCAACGGACGGUGGACGGUACGACGUAAAUGUCAUCGGCAGGCUCAGGAUAGCUGUGUAUUGGUCAGACAAACCGACAAAUGUCAUGCGAUGCAGCUGGUUCUACAAAGGUACAACGGACCCUAGAUAUGUACCCUACACGGAGGAAAUCGCUGAGAAGCUAGAGGAGGAGUACAGACAUGGCAUUACAACGGGCGAAUGGCACAGACGUCUGCUACUCCCAAACAACGAGUCGGUCGUGAUGCACGGCCCCGCUGUCAUGGUACAUCUUCUGCAAAACGCUACAGACGCGUUCAGUUCCACACCCCUGUUCACCUUCGGCAAACGGGUAUACCGCAGCCCACUCAAAAUCAGGGUACCAGGAGACCAGCGCGAGGAGAUUGACCACUUACUACUCCUGGUGCACGGCGCCGGCGAGUACAGGAUACAAAAAGAAAAGAAUCAAUCGUCGAUGCGGCCGCGCGUGGUGCGGCGAGGUUGGGAUGAAUCCGAAAUAGAAGAUACUGAGCCAUCCAGCGUGGACCACCUGCUGCUGUUCUGCCACGGUGUGGGUUCCGCCUGUGAUAUGCGCUUCCGUUCUGUAGAGGAAGUCGUGGACGACUUCAGAGCCACUAGUCUGCAGCUGGUCAAAUCGCACUACAGAAAUUCAUACGAGAACGGAGCUGUCAAUAGAGUCGAGGUUUUACCCAUCUCGUGGCAUUCAACCCUGCAUUCAGGGGAGACGGGGGUGGACCGCCGCAUCGCGCAGAUAACCCUCGACAGCAUCCCCAAACUUAGGACGUUCACAAACGAAACAGUUCUGGAUGUGUUGUUUUAUACCAGUCCAAUUUUUUGUCAGACGAUCAUAGACACGGUGUGUUCAGAAAUGAACCGUAUAUACAAGUUGUUUAGAGCACGCAAUCCAAAGUUCAACGGUCGGGUGUCUCUAGGCGGCCACUCUCUCGGCAGUGUCAUAUUAUACGACUUACUCUGUCAUCAGCCGGACGAAGAGGCGUCGGACAAGAAUUACGUGUCCGGCCCGGCCGGCACCGGACAGGAAUCCGUCCGGUUUCCACGGCUCGAGUUCUCCCCGGCGGCACUUUACGCAUUUGGAAGCCCAAUAGCUAUUUUCGAGUGCAUCCGCGGCGUGGAGUCGCUGGGUGCUGACUUCGCGUUGCCAACAUGCAAGAAUUUCUUCAACAUAUUCCAUCCAUACGAUCCCAUAGCUUACAGGAUUGAACCUCUAAUCAACCCCCGACUGAAGAGUGUGAAGCCUUAUCUCAUACCGCACCACAAGGGCAGAAAGCGAAUGCAUUUGGAAUUGAAGGAGACGAUGGCGCGCGUGGGUGCUGACCUGAAGCAGAAGCUGCUGGAGUCACUGAAGGCCACGUGGACCAGCAUGUGGCGGACGCCGCCCCCGCCCAACGACGGACAACUAGAGAAGGUAGUUGAAGAAGAAAUGGAGAAAGAGAACUUAUGCGAGGAAAAUAAAGAUGUCAUCCCUCAAGAUAUUGAUGCGUCAACUCCUGAAGUGAUGGGGAGGUUGAACAACGGGCGGCGAGUGGACUUCGUGCUCCAGGAGGCGCCUUUUGAGAUGAUCAACGAGUACCUCUUCGCCAUGACCAGCCACGUUUGUUAUUGGGAGUCCGAAGACACGAUGCUGAUGAUAUUGAGGGAGGUGUACUCGAGUAUGGGGGUGCAGCCGGACGGCAGUGUCCCCCAGCAAAGUCUCACCGUUCAACGCACCCGGCUACAGCGAGAGGAUGAAACUAUUAUCGUGAACACAACAGAUCACCCAUCUACAAGUCGCGGAGAAACCUGAUACAGUAAAUAUUAAUAUAGUAAUUAACAUUAGGUAGUAUGUACACUACAAAUGGCUACAUGUAAUAACAAAUUCACUGUUAAUAUAAUUUUUUUAUUUAUUCAAUUCAGGCUACAUGGGCCAUAUUAUAUGUACCUU